GGGUGGGGGGGGGCUGGCGGCAGCCAUAACCCGGAUGGAUGGCAGUGGGAGUAGGGCCGGCAGCAGAGCAGUGGGAGCCAAAGCAGGGUUUGGAACUCACUGAGGAGCAAGGCCACAGGGGAUGAGACUUGGCAGGGCAGGAAGGUGUGCGGUACAGUGCAGAUGGUGGAGGCCUGUCCUGGGAGGGAGGGGACAGAGGAGAGUUGGCAAUUUCCAGAAGGUUCCAACGGGACAACCUGUCGUAUCUGGGGAGCCCCCAAGCAUUUCUCGGUACUCAGUGUCUGCGGAGGCCCCGAGGACAGGGAUGUGCUAGGCACGCGGGGUACCGGGGUGCUGCGUCCCCGUCUGCCCCGGACCUGCUCCAACACGUGUUGUCGCGCGCGCCCCUUGCAGCUCGCGCGCACCCUGGCCAUGCGCACGGGGAUGCGCGGCGGGGACGCGUACGGCAGAGCCCGGGAGGUGGCGGUGGCGGUGGCGGCGGCUGGUGGCGGCUGGUGGCUGCUCCGAGCGGCCCCCCGCGCCGUCCAAGGAGGAGCCGCCCAGCUGUCCUGGACUAUGCUGGCGAGGCCCUAGGCCCAGACCUUACACCAUGACCUGCUGGCUGCACAUGCUGGGCCUGCACUUGCUGCUGCUGCCCACAGCGCCCCUGGCCACAGGCUGCCCCGCACGCUGCGAGUGCUCCGCGUCCACUCGUACUGUGGCCUGCGGGCGCCGCCGGCUGACCGCCGUACCCGAAGGCAUCCCGGCAGAGACACGGAUGCUGGAGCUGAGCCGCAACCGCAUCCGCUGCCUGAACCCCGGGGACCUGGCCUCGCUGCCCACCCUGGAGGAGCUGGACCUCAACCAUAACGUGAUCGCCCACGUGGAACCUGGGGCCUUCGCCAACCUGCCCCGCCUGCGCGUCCUGCGUCUCCGUGGCAACCAGCUGAAGCUCAUCCCGCCAGGCGUGUUCACACAUCUGGACAGCCUCACGCUGCUGGACCUGAGCGAGAACAAACUGGUCAUCCUGCUGGAUUUCAGCUUCCAGGACCUGCGCAGCCUGCAGCGGCUGGAGGUGGGCGAUAACGACCUGGUGUUCAUCUCCCGCAGGGCCUUCGCGGGGCUGCUGGGGCUGGCUGAGCUCACGCUGGAGCGCUGCAAUCUCACGUCGCUGUCCCCGGAGUCGCUGGGUCACCUGCGGGGCUUGGGCGCUCUGCGCCUGCGCCACCUGGCCAUUGCCGCCCUGGAGGACCAGAAUUUCCAGAAGCUUCCGGGACUCUUACAUCUGGAGAUUGACAACUGGCCGCUGCUGGAGGAGGUAGCCCCGGGCAGCCUGCGUGGGCUGAACCUCACCUCGCUGUCCAUCACGCACACCAACAUCACGGCUGUGCCGGCCGCCGCGCUGCGACAGCAGGCCCACCUCACGUGCCUCAACCUGUCGCACAACCCCAUCAGCAUGGUGCCACGCGGCUCCUUCAGAGACCUGGUGCGCCUGCGCGAGCUUCACCUAGCAGGAGCCCUGCUGGCCGUCAUCGAGCCGCAGGCCUUCGUGGGGCUGCGACAGAUCCGCCUGCUCAACCUCUCAGACAACCUGCUGUCCACGCUGGAGGAGAACACGUUCCACUCCGUGAACACGCUCGAGACGCUGCGCGUGGACGGCAACCCUCUGGCCUGCGACUGUCGCCUGCUGUGGAUCGUGCAGAGGAGGAAGACCCUGAACUUUGACGGCAGGCUCCCCGCCUGCGCCACCCCCGCCGAGGUGCGCGGCGACGCCUUGCACAACCUCCCUGACUCCGUGCUCUUCGAGUACUUCGUGUGUCGCAAGCCCAAGAUCCGGGAGAGACGGCUGCAGCAUGUGACCGCCACCGAGGGUGACGACGUGCGCUUUCUGUGCCGCGCUGAGGGCGAGCCUGCGCCCACGGUGGCCUGGGUGACGCCCCAGCACCACUCCGUUACGGCUGCCAGCCGGGGCCGGGCACGAGUGCUGCCUGGGGGCACCCUGGCCAUCACAGACACGCGGCCUCAGGACAGUGGCACCUACACGUGUGUGGCCAGCAACGCCGGGGGUAACGACACUUAUUUCGCCACCUUGACCAUCCAUCCGGCUGCCAACCGGACCCAGAGCGAUGGGCACAACGAGACGCAGGUGGACGGUCCAGCGGCUGCGGCUGGCCAGGGUGGCGCACGCAAGUUCAACAUGAAGAUGAUCUGAGCCGGUCCCAUGGUGAGCUGUGAGAACGGGACCGCUUGAACCUCUGUCCAGUCCCAGAUAAUUUCCACCUAUGCAUAUUUUCCCAGGGGGUAGCCAUGGAGGCAGCUGCAAGUCAGCUCACAAGCAGAACUUCCUUAUUUUUGUAGACAUAUGUGGGAUUGUUUUUGAGCAAAUCACACCUUUUGCAGUUCCUGAAGUGUUUUCUAAGGUUUCAAUCCGUCUUUCCCACCCUCUGCUGUGGCUGCUGUGCUGGGACCCAAAGUGACUGGGGACACUCAGGGUCCAAGAUUUCUUAUGCAGGUGCAGGCUGUGGCCCUAAAGUCCUGCAUCCUCCCUCUGCCCCUACUCAGCAGUCACGUCCCCCACAUGCCUACAGUGAGAGCCCUGGGGACACAGGGCACACAGUGCUUGCAGUGGGUUUCUCCUCAGCUCAUUGUGACACAACCUGUGUCUCUCACAUACUUCUGAGUCACACAGGGCCCAAGACUGCAGUAGGGACCCUGGAAUGCACUGGUCCAGCUCCUGUCCACUGCUACUCGGGUACCCAGGGCUACCCCAGACCCUGCUGAGAAGCUCAGUCACCUCGGGAGCCCUCUCCCCACUUUCCAUCCCACCAGGAACUUCAGGCCCAGGGGGCCACCUGCCAGGAGAAGCCAUGUUCCCCAGAGGUCCCUCCACCCUGCUUGCCAUGCCGGACAUCUGCUUGCAGGAUUGCCAGCUGCCCUGGGUCCUAGGAGUGCCUCUCCGGCCAUCCACACCCACCUUGCUGCUCUGCAGAAGUCCCCUGCUGAGGGAGUGGGAGGGGGUGAGCAGCCAGGGGCAGUUCAUGGGGAAUGCUCAGAUGUUAGACAGGGCCAGGUCAUGACCCACUAGCCUAUCCCAACUAAGUUUCUCCCCAGUGUAACCUCUGCCUGGUUACAGGACGCUGUUGAAAGAGGGGACAGAGGGCACUUUGUGGGACUUGGUCAAAAACCAGGAAAGUACAGUUGCCCGUUGGACAUGUGGUAAGACAGACAGACACUCAUCCCACCUGCCCCACUUAAUGCCUGUGGUCCAUCAGGACCGUCUGUCUGUCUUUACAGAGCAGGUCUGAGCUUGUAGCCUUUGCCUGUAUACCUAGAGGCCCUCAUGACUGUGUCCAGACACAAAGGCAUAAUGCAAGACCAGAUCAAGCUCUGCAAGUCGGAACUGGGCUGGGAACUCGGGGACCCUUUGGUUCUGACCUCCCCAACCUCUCCAUCGCAUACAAACUGAUCAACAGGACACGUAAUGGAAUGGACUGGCAUUUCCAGACUCUUAUCCCUGAGCCUGACAAAAUUGACCUCUUUGGUCGUAGAGUGUCUAUCCUCUUAGCCCCCAUUGCCAUGGCAACCCCAGGGCCGUCAAAACAACCAACGAAAUCCAAGUGCCUUUAGAGUUAUUAAAAGACAGGAGGGGUGCACUCCCGGCAGGGUUAGAGUUCACAGUGUCAGUACAUUAUUACAUUGGAGUUCCCCAGUCCCAACAACCUCCAUCCUCACAUGCUGUGUUCGACUGAAAUCCAAUUAAACAAGUUGAUUUAAUACAAAA
Molecule: messenger RNA, 3760 nt
Organism: Rattus norvegicus (Norway rat)
Lineage: Eukaryota; Metazoa; Chordata; Mammalia; Rodentia; Muridae
Source: RefSeq, a predicted model, not a curated record